Rhagoletis zephyria (snowberry fruit fly) is the source of this 1206-nucleotide messenger RNA. The record is from RefSeq and is a predicted model, not a curated record. NCBI's taxonomy places the organism in Eukaryota, Metazoa, Arthropoda, Insecta, Diptera, Tephritidae.
AUGGCUGCUCUAAGACGAGGUGUUUUCAUCGUCGGCGCGAAGCGCACCCCCUUCGGCACAGUGGGCGGCAAGCUGAAGGACAUCAACAGUAUUGAGCUGGGGCAGACUGCGGCGAAGGCGGCGAUAGAGGCGGCGAAGAUCAGUCCCGAGCAGAUUGACAGCGUCGUCGUGGGCAAUGUGAUGCAGCACACGCACAAGAAUGGCACCUUCAUCGCCCGGCACGUCGGCCUGGGCGCCGGCAUUCGCCUGGAGACGCCCUGUCUCAGCGUCAAUCGCCUCUGUGGCAGUGGCUUUGAGGCAGUGGUCAAUGCUUCACAUGAUAUCGUCAACGAGAGCGCCGAAAUAGCCCUCGCCGUGGGCACCGAGUCGAUGAGCAAUGCGCCCUUCAUCAUUCGCGGCGCUCGUUUCGGCGUCAAGUUCGGCCAGGCGCCGGUCCUGGAGGACUCGAUGUUCACCCGGGCGGACCCGGCGGACGGCCGCUACGAGACGCGAAUGGGCAUCACCGCGGAGAACCUCGCCACCAAGUACGGCAUCAGCCGCGAGGAGUGCGACACCUUUGCGCUGCUCUCACAGACUCGCUGGGCGGAGGCGCAGAAGGGUGGGAAAUUUAAGGAGGAAAUGAUCCCGCUGACGAUUAAGGUAAAGGGAAAGGAGGUGGUAGUGGACGUGGAUGAGCACCCUCGGCCGGACACUUCGCUGGAGAAGUUGUCCAAGCUGGCGCCCGCCUUCAAGAAGGACGGCGUCGUGACGGCCGGAAAUGCAUCGGGCAUCAACGACGGCGCCGGGGCGUUAGUGCUGGCCAGUGAAGAUGCAGUCAAGGCCAAGGGGCUGGGGGCGUUGUCUCGAGUGGUCGCCUACGCCGUCGUCGGCUGUGAUCCCACCAUUAUGGGCAUCGGCCCAGUGCCGGCGAUUCGCAAGCUAUUGGCCAAAACCGGCCUCACCCUGGACCAGGUGGACGCCGUCGAGGUGAAUGAGGCCUUUGCGCCGCAGUGGCUGGCCGUGCAGAAGGAGCUCGGCCUUGAUCUGGCCAAGUCGAACUUGAAUGGCGGCGCUAUCGCCCUCGGUCAUCCUCUGGGCGCAUCAGGAGCACGCAUACUGACCAAUCUGACGUACGAGCUGAAGCGAAGGAAUGGAAAAUACGCCAUUGGUAGUGCCUGCAUUGGCGGCGGACAGGGCAUUGCCGUUCUUCUAGAGAAUGUUCAGUAG